UUCUACCCUUUGGGUGAAAACCGAAGAUUCGAACGUGUUUCGGAGAACAUCAAAGUCGGACAAGAAGUGUUUCGAGUGGAAGUUCAUCCGCGCAGUCAGCUGCGGCUUGACGCAGUCGAUAAUUCCUUGUCCGACACCAACUUUUUCGAAGUCACCGACAUUGACGACAAGACCGUCGCCAUUAAGGUGUCGAAAUCGCUCGAGGAUCUCGUCGACAGGCCCGAUCCCCAGAGCGUGCUCAAAUUCAAAUUGACCUGCAAAGGACCGUCAGGAUCAGAAGAGGCUUUCCUGCCGGUGACCGUCUACGUGCAGGAUGUCAAUGACCACGCGCCCGAGUUCCAGAACACGCCGUAUCAUCUUGAAGUUGACGAGCUCACUCCCGUGGGACUCACGAUCUUCAGAGGUAUUCACGCCGUCGACCGGGAUAAGCCGAACACGCCGAACUCCGACGUCACCUACGCCAUUGUGGGCGGAAACGACAACAACUCGUUCGCGCUCUCGGAUCCUCUCGAGGGCAUCAUCGUUAUCAACAAGCCUUUGGACUACGACCACGGAACGCGGGUGUACAAACUCCAGAUACAAGCCAGAGACCAUGGCUCGCCCGAAAGUUUCCAGACAAACACCGAGGCGACGAUCCGAGUGAAGGACGCUGACGACCAGAAUCCCGUCUUCACGAAACCCGUAUACCAUGCAAAUGUCACCGAGUCGGCCCAGAUAACCGGAGCCCGACUGCGGAAUCGGGUUAAAACCGACGCUCAAGUGCACGCAUUCGAUCAGGAUUUGGGAAUCAACACCCCGCUUCGCUACUCUAUAAUUCAUGGCAACGAACUCGGUAUUUUUGAACUCCAUGAACACACCGCCGAGCUCUUCAUGGUUCGUGAAGUCGAUCUCGAGAGUCUGCCCUCGAGUACGAUCACGCUCCAGGUUCAGGCAACACAAAUGGACAACGCUCUGCGGUACGCGAUUUCGAAGGUUGAGAUCACUGUCCAGGACGUGAACGACAACAUCCCCAUUUUUGACUACGACAUGUACAACAUCACCGUCAUGGAAAAUCUCCCGACCGGUUUCACCGUCGUCCAAGUUAAUGCUGUCGAUAAGGACUCGGGUGAGAACGCCGACUUCGUCUAUCACCUAAUCGACGAGAGUGGCGGCUUCAGCAUCGACGACAAGACCGGGGCCAUUAGCGUCCGCGAUCCUGCGAAGCUGGAUCGGGAAAAGACCGACAAGGUCAUCAUGAAAGUUCUGGCUCUCGAACGAAAACCCAACGUGCUUCCGGACGCGAAAGCGAGUGCAACUGAGGUGAUCGUCUACCUGCUGGACGCCAACGACAACAACCCGAAAUUCGUACCUGAAGGAGUUUACACAUUCCGAGUGACGGAAACCGACCCGGCUGGAACAGUUAUCGGAUCGGUGGUCGCCAUCGACCCCGAUAUGGGCGACAAUGGCAAAGUCGUUUUCUUCAAGCAGAACGACACGCUGAGUCACGGAGUUCCUUUCGACGUCCAUCCUCUUAACGGAUCCGUUUACGUGCUCAACGCUUUCACGCAGAUCCCGGUCAAGCAGGAUAGAUACACGUUUUUCGUGAUCGCUUCCGACUCCGUCAAAAACCCCCACGAGAGAAGAACGGCUGUUGCUGUCGUGCACAUUGACGUCACGGAUGUGAAUAAUAACGUGCCGGAGUUCGUCGAUGCUCCAUAUGAGGCUCACGUGGGCGAAUCCUUGCCAGCCGGAGCUCUCGUUACUCAAGUGAAGGCGAAGGAUCUCGACGCCAACUCCCUGCUCCAAUAUUCCUUCAUAGCGGGCAACGACGACGAACUGUUCCGCAUAGAUACACACUCCGGUACUAUCAGCACCCUCCAAGUUUUGGACUUCGAGAAGAAGCAAGCCUACGAUCUACUGGUUCAAGUCUCAGACGGCUUCAACACCGCCGUCGCACCACUGACUGUCCACGUGGUGGACAUCAACGAUCAACAACCCGUAUUCACUCAUAACUACUACAACUUCACCGUCGUCGAAGAAAUGCCUGAAAACACCACAGUGGGGACCAUCAAGGCCAUCGACCGUGAUUCCGGAGUGAACGCCGAGAUCCAAUACAUAAUCCUAGGCGAUCAGGCCAACGACGCAUUUGUCGUGGACGACGAUGGAAAUAUCGUGACGCGACGAAGACUCGAUAGAGAAGUUGAGGGAAAGACCGAGUUCUUGGUGAUUGCCUACGACGGCGGAGUCCCACAGCUCAGUGGAACGACCACGGUUGCUGUGAGCGUAGAGGAUAUCAACGACAACCCGCCUUAUUUCGAGGGCGACACUUUCUUCGUGAACAUCCCCGAGGAAGUUGAUCCGCCGAAAGAGGUCUACAAACUCGAGGCCAAAGACGUCGAUCAAGGCGAUAAUGCGGUCAUGAAGUAUCGAAUCAUCGGAGGCAACGAAGAAAAGAACUUCGAAAUCAACGAGGACACCGGUGUUGUGUACACGACCAAGAAACUCGACUACGAAACGAAGCCCGAGUACUCUUUGCAGGUCGCCUCGUUCAACAUUAAGCCCUUCCAAGGGCCUACCGCCUCCACUCUCGGAAAUCCGGUCGUAAACCUUGUUGUCAAGAUUCAGGAUGUCAACGAUGAGGCUGCCCUCUUCGAGCACACGCAGUACCAUUUCCGCAUCUUGGAGAACACAACGCGCUCCGAAACUGUCGGAUACAUCCGCGCCUCAAGCCCCUCUCGGGCACAGAACGACCAGCAGAUCACCUACUGGAUCGGGGACGGGAACGACGCCGGGAAAUUCUGGAUCAAUCCCGAAACCGGAGAGCUGGUGCUCAUGGACAAAGUCGAUCGGGAUCCUCCCGCGAGUCAGAGACAGUUCGCUCUCCAAGUACUCGCGAGAGACGUGCUAUCUAUUAGCGAUUUGAAUAUCUCCGUUCCGGUCGUCAUCGACGUAAUUGAUAUCAACGAUAACGCGCCAUCGUUCGGCGAGGAUAAAUUCGCGCUCGAACUGCCGGAAUCCCUGCCUCCGGGGACUGAACUCCCUGCGUUCUAUCAGGCGUUCGAUAUCGACGCCGGCGAAAACGGCCGCCUCGUCCAGUUCAUGAUCAACGGCAGCGAGGAUAAGUUCGCUGUCAACAAUGAAACCGGAGCCCUGAUGCUUAUAUCGGAUCUCGACUACGAAACGCAAACAUCGCACGAGUUCAUCGUAUUGGCCGUUGACGGAGGGACUCCGCCAAGGACUGGGUCGGCCACAAUCGUAAUUUCCGUGCAGAACAUUAACGAGUACAACCCGGAGUUCGUGGGCCUGCCCUACAAUUUCCAAGUUGCCGAGAACGCCGCGCAAGGCACAAGCGUCGGAAACAUCCAGGCCACAGAUAGAGAUGGAGACAAAAUUACCUACACGCUCGCCGAGGGAGAUACAGACUUCUUCGGCAUCGAGCGAGAUCACGGACGGGUUUUCGUAAAGAAAAAUCUCGAAUCCAGGACUCAUUUCCACUUUGUCGCUGUGGCGACCGACGACGGCGCUCCGUCGAACCGUAGUCUCGGCGUGAAAGUCACCAUUUACGUCCGGGAGGUUAACAACCACCCUCCGGUGUUCUCGCACCAGUCGUACGAGGGCUCGGUGUUGGAGAAAUUCGCCACGGACCGGGUCGUGAUCCGGCUGCACGCAACCGAUCUCGACUUGCAGAACAACACCAUAACGUACGACAUAACAAGCGGCAACGAAGACCAAGUUUUCAUGAUCGAUCCGGUGACAGGCGAAAUCCGGGUCAAUCCGGACAACGUGCAUCUUUUGGACUACGAUCGGAAGAAGAGUUACAUCAUGCUCGUCCAGGCCAAAGACUCUCACCUGACUCCUUUGAUCGGUUUGUCGAUGGUCACGAUCAACGUCAUCGAUUCGAACGAUCAUCCGCCUGUUUUCUCGAAAACCGCGUAUUCUGCUUCCCUCCCGGAGAAUCUUCCAGCUGGCCACUGUUUCCUACACAUUUCGGCUACGUCCGGAGACUCUGUCGAUCAUCUGAACUACAAGAUCCUGAACAAAGAUAUUCCAUUCACAAUCAACGCGAAGACCGGCGAUAUAUGCACGGCCAAAGUUCUCGAUCGAGAGCUCAAGGACUCGUAUGAAUUCGCUGUGUCGGCAGAGGAUGGAAAGUUCGAUGCUAAGGUUCCGAUAUCGGUGGAAAUAACCGACGAAAAUGACAACCCGCCCAAGUUCGAGAAAGAGCGUUACGUGGUCACCAUUCCCACCGACUCCCAGGCGGGUCGCUCGGUAAUUCAACUCCAUGCAGUCGAUCUCGAUACAGCCAACAACGGUGAAAUCACCUACUGGAUCAAGAACACUCACGGCAUCUUCGAAAUCGAUCCGAAGACCGGUUUGGUCCGACUCGCCUCCAGUUUGUUGAACGCCCGGAGGGGAAAUAACGCUUCGUUCGAAAUGGAGGUUUUCGCACAAGACCACGGAGCCACUUCGAACAUUGGUCGCUCGAUGCUCUUCGUCAGGGUUUCGAACACACUCAACCAUCCCCCUGUUUUUGAGCGAUUCGCCUACAGCGUGUUCGUCGACGAAAACGCCGCAAACGUUCCUCUGGUUCAAGUCCAUGCCAGCGACCAAGACGAAGGCCGUUCCGGAAAAGUUUUCUAUCGCAUCGUACGAUCGAGCAUGAAGGGCGCGUUCAAGAUCGACGAGACUUCAGGCAAGAUCACUCUAGUCCAGGCAUUGGAUUACGAAAAGACAAAACAUCUGGAAAUCUUUGUCGAGGCUAGAGACGACGCUAAAGAACAGCAGUACGCGACGACUGUCGUCCAAGUGACUGUGAACGACGUGAACGACAACGCUCCCGAAUUCCUCUCGCUGCCGCGGGUUCUCCGAGUGCCGGUGUCGACCGCUCAGAACGAGAUCGUUUACAAAGUUCAAGCUCAGGAUCUCGAUUCCUCGAUGAGCGGGAACAAUGAGAUAAAAUUCGAGCUGAAUCCGCCUUCGCUGCGGUUCUCGAUCCACCCGAAAACGGGACAGAUAUUCGCCACACAGCCGCUGGUGGUCGGCGCUGAGAUCCUGCGCAUCGUUGCGACUGACAGCUCCACGUAUCCUUUGGCCAACAACGUACAGAUGCGUAUCGAGGUAUUCCGGGAAAGUAUCGACAAUCCAACCCCAGCCUUCAGCUCGGUGCAAUACAUGAUCGACACAAACAGCGUCCUCGAAGCCGGAGCAACGGCUCUAGAUGCGCGCGCUACUAUUCCGGACGGCUCGGCUGUUUGGUACAACAUCACCGGUGACGACGGAAGCCACGUCAGGAAAUUUUCUAUCAAUCAUGAAACGGGUCGCAUCGUGACAACCUCGCGUUUGGACGCCGAGAAACAGUCUCUCUACCACUUCAUGGUUUUGGCGACGAACCGCCGGAACCCGGCCGAAGUCACAGAAGCCGGGGUGGUAAUCCGCUUGAUGGACAAGAACGUCAAGUGUCCGAAAUUCCCCUUCUCGGAAUAUUUUGCCUCUAUCCAGGAGAACUCUCCGCCCGACAGUAUCGUCCUCCCCAAUGUGCACGCCGAAGAUGCCGAGAAAUUCGAGAAGCAAAUCUCUUAUCAAAUCACCGAGGACAAUUCGCAGGACAACUUCUUCCUGGACACGUCGCAAAAUGUUGUUGCUCUCAAAGUUAAAAAACCCGUCGAUCGAGACGCCAUGCCCGCUUUUCUGCAGGGCGUGUUCACGCUCACCGUUGCGGCCUCGAACUCGAAGUGUGCUGGAAACACUCGAGUUCGGAUCCACAUCGAGGAUGUCAACGAUAACAGUCCGGUGUUCGACAAGUCCGAGUACAAUGUUGAACUGGAAGAGAACACGCCCCCCGGACACGUCGUCGUUCACGUUUCCGCGACUGAUAGGGACGGACUCGACUCAAACAAAUUGCGCUACUACAUCAUGGAGGGAGACUCCGAAGAGGAAUUCACGUUGGACGAAAGCUCAGGAAUUCUCUCGGUGAAAACUAUUCCCGACAGAGAGAAAACUCCGUCGUACAGCCUGAAGAUUGUGGCCAUCGAUUCGGCGAACAACACGGGACGUGCGACGAUCAACGUCAAGAUCCUGGAUAUGAACGAUUGGACGCCAACGUUCCUCAACGACACGUUCUUCCUGAACGUUACGGAAGGAAGACCUAGUUUGAACAAAUUCGUUCAACUCCCCGUCGCCGAUUACGAUGACGGUAUCAAUCGCCAAGUAGAACUUUACAUUGUCGAUGGAAACAAUGAGAAUCAGUUCCGACUAGGCGUCAACGAACAUGGUGCUCUGCUGAAGGUUGUUUCUGAGUUGGAUCGAGAUAAAUACAAGGUGGACGACACCGCGCUCCAUUUUGUCAUAGUGGCUGCGAGAGACAUGGGAACCCCUUCGAGAACGGGUACAACCACGGUGGCUGUCGUAAUCCACGACGUCAACGACAGUCCCCCAUCUUUCGAGCGAGAGGCUUAUUACCAGUUCAUUUCUGAGAGCGCUCCCAUCGGCACCGUGGUGGAAACUGUGAAAGCCACAGAUCCCGAUACGGCGGCGAACACAAGGAUGAGAUACCGAUUCGCCGGAAACGAUCCUACCAUACCGUUCGAGAUUGACCCGGUCAGUGGAGCGAUUAACGUCACACGGCAUCUUGAUAUUUCCGAGUCUCAGGAGUACACGCUCACUCUCGUGGCGAGUGACGGAAAGUGGGAUGCUCAGGCCACGAUGAAGAUCUACGUGCACGAAGCAGAGGAGCGAGAUCCUCGCUUCAAUCAGAAUACAUACAAGUUUUCUGUUCUGGAAAACGUCGCUGGAGCUGUGGUUGGACAGGUGGAACUGCAAUCGAAGAAGACCCGCGCGAACUCACAAAUGCGAUACUCCAUUGUAAAUACUGAUGUACGCACUUUGUUCAACAUUACAAAAGACGGAGAGAUCUACACCAAAGUCGGGCUCGAUCGCGAAAAGCGAUCGAAAUACACCUUCACAGUAAUGUUGGAGGAGAGACGACCGACAACAAAAGUCACGGUCAGUGAAGUCAGCGUUGAUGUUGUUGACGUGAACGAUGAAAUCCCGACGUUCUCGCAAAGCUAUCAAGGAGUCAUCAAAGAGAACUCGCCGCCAGGCACAACGGUCACGAUCAAACCGCAGAUCCACGCUGUGGACAAUGACGCAGGAAACAAUUCAAUACUCGCAUACUCGCUCGGGGGUCCUGGCUCUGAAUUGUUCUCCAUCCUGGAUAACGGUGCUGUGAUUUUCACCGGAGGCAGCCCGAUAUCGACGUUAAAUCGAGAACUCACAGACAAAUAUGAGCUUUUGGUGACUGCGCGAGAUCUCGGAAACCUCAGCUCGUCUACAUAUCUCACCAUCAAGGUCGAAGACGAGAACGACAACGCACCGGUGUUCCAGCACGGACCGCUGAAGGUUCUCCUGCCGGAAACAGCUCGACCGGGUGCGCGGGUCGCACAGGUUCAGGCAAUCGACAUCGAUGAGAAGGGAUCUAAUUCGAAGGUGGAUUACUCUAUAACUGCCGGCGGGACCGGAAACAUUCGGAUCGAUCGACAGAGUGGAGAACUGUUCGUUGUAGGAACUCUUAAGCCCGAAUCGGUGUACAACCUAAAUAUCACCGCUUCUGACGGCAAAGGGCUCUCCAACGUCAUUCAAGUGAACAUCACCGUCCUCGAUGUUAACGACCACAAACCGACGUUCGUGAAAUCCGAAUACAACUUCAAUAUCGAGGAAGGCAACUACCGCGAGACCAAACGACGCCUCGGCGUUCUUCGAGCCGUGGACGAAGACAAAGGAAAGAAUGGCGCUGUGGACUAUGCCCUCCUUGUGCGAAAAGACGAGCAGCUACCCUUCCAUAUCGAUGUGCACACCGGAGAACUUUUCGCGACCGGUAUUCUCGAUCGCGAAACCAAGGACAAGUACCUCUUCCAAGUGCUCGCGCUCGAUAACGGCGAGGUCCCUCAAAAUUCCACCGUCAACGUGACGAUCGUUAUCGACGACGUCAACGACGAGAAGCCCAAGUUCUUCACCGAUCCCUAUCUUGCACAAGUUCCCGAAAACAUGGAUCCCGGCCAGAAAGUCACUCAGAUUCGAGCCUUUGAUCCGGACGCUGGAGAGAACGGUCUCGUCUUCUAUAAGCUGGGUGGUGGGCACGACAACAGAUUCUACAUCGAUUCGAAGGAUGGCACGGUCUGGACUCUGAGCAAACUUGAUUUCGAGCAGCAAGAGUUCUACAACAUGACCGUGAUCGCCUACGAUCAGGGAAAGCCAAGUCUCAGUGCGACCGCCAAACUGUGGGUGACAGUUACAGACAGAAAUGACGUCAUUCCCGAUUUUGCCAAGUCCGUUUAUACACUCGAAGUCGCCGAGAACACCAAAGUAGGAGAUGUCGUCUUCACCCUCGACGCUGGAUCCGGGAACUUCCACUACUCGUUAGUCACUUCUGACGAGGACAACACUUUCACUGUGGAACCGAACACGGGAGAAAUCCGAUUGGCGAAACCCUUGGAUAGCGCCCAGCACUCGCACUAUAAACUCGUGGUGAAAGCCAGCGAUGAGGGAGAUCCGCCCAGAUCUGAUUCGGCCGAGGUGAAUAUUAUCGUCGGUAGCGGACAGGGGGUCCGUCUGUUCCCACUUCGAAUGUACGAGGUCCUCGUUUUCGAGAAUCAGCUCGCGCCCCAAGUCAUCCUCGACCUGAACGCCACCGACGAGAUAUCUCACCGAGCCGUCGAGUAUCAGAUCGUCAACGACAGAUACAACGGUCUCUUCUCAAUCGAACCGGAAUCCGGACACCUCUCGGUAACCUCGAGCCUCGACCGCGAAACCAAAGCACGUUAUCUGAUCAAAGUCAAGGUCAGCUCUGGCAAGCGCGCAUCUAAGUCGCUAGGCAAGAGAUCUAUCCGAGAACGGAAAGACAAGAAGGAGGAAGACUUCGAUGUUAUGCAGCAUAUCGCCUUCGACGAGACCGUCGUCUCAAUAAAGGUCGGAGACGAGAACGAUAACUCGCCCGUAUUCGAGCACGGAGGCAAACCCAUCGUCGCUGCCGUUCCACUCGAGGCGUCCUUCGGGUACCAAGUCGCCCGAGUCCAGGCCAGAGAUGCCGAUACGGGAACCAACGGGAACAUACGCUACGAGAUCGUCCAGAGGUCAGAAGAUGCGUCGUCCAAAUUCCAAGUCGAUCCAAUCACGGGAGUGAUUCGAUCGGUUGUGACCUUCUCGCUGGAUGGCGGGAAAAUGUACACAUUCGACGUGAAGGCCACCGACCGCGAUGGAUCCGACGGUGGAAACUCGGCCAUUAUCUCGAUCAUGGUCUACGUUCUCCCGGAAACCAAGCUCGUCCUCUUCGUCACGGACACCCCACCGGUGUUGGUCGAGCAACAUAUCGACCGAAUCCUCGGAUAUUUAGGGAACAUAACUAAUUACGAGGUCAAGAUGGCCAAGCUCGAGCCUCACCACGAAGAGGACACAGAACACCCCGACUCGUCGGAUCUCUUCCUCUACGCAAUCGACAAGAGCACCAACGAAAUCGUGGACACAGAAACGCUGUUGAACGCAUUCAACGAGAACUCCCAAGUCAUUGUGAGAUACUUGGACUCAUUCCGUAUCCGACGAAUUCAAGGCGUAUCUGUACAGGAGAAAAUUUCUCAGAUGGGCACCACGGAGAUUGCCAUCAUUGCGCUCAGUAGCGUCAUCUUCCUCGGCGCGGUUCUCGGAAUCGUUCUGUUGUGUUCUUCGUGCCAGAGAAAGAAACUGCGCAAACGUCAAAAGUCAUGGGAACAACAACGACUCUAUAGCAUCAAGAACCCCAUGAUGACUGGUCCUCCGAAAAUUGGAAUGGUUCCAGCCGGCUACAGAACAGCGUCGCGCACUGGUCAAUCUAUCGCAAGCUCCAGACCUCCGUCGCAUAUGCAGUUCGUACACCACGACGAUGCUCCCAUGGACUACGAUGAACAGAGCAUCGCCGGGACGGUUUACUCGACCAGUCGGGGGAACCCACGAAUGAUGAAGCGCAACUUCGCGCCCGAUGGAGCUUCGACCUUGAAUCGUCCUCGAAGCCCCCGUUACGACCGCUACUCGCAGCAUGGCGGUAGUCGUCACGAUGACGGUUGGAUGGACGAGGACGAAGACAAGGACUCGGUGUCCGGCGCUCACUUAGACUCGGAAGCAGUGUACGCGAUGUCGGUUUUCGUAAUGGCCCUCGCUGUAAACGCGAUCUUGUUUCUCAUUCUCCCGGAUACUUUGCGUAACUUGCACUUAAGAGUAUUGACGCUGCCUCCAGCGUUGCGAGCGAUUCCCGCCAUGGUAGAGUUGCCUCUGGCCCCAAUCGCGAUCGCCCAACCCCUCGUGGUGCAAGCGGGCGGGGAUCCUUCAUAG
Galendromus occidentalis (western predatory mite) is the source of this 10335-nucleotide messenger RNA. Its product is annotated as protocadherin Fat 4-like. Gene Ontology annotation, cellular component: plasma membrane; catenin complex. Gene Ontology annotation, biological process: multicellular organism development; cell migration; homophilic cell-cell adhesion. The coding region runs from base 871 to 10335 and encodes 3154 amino acids. Gene Ontology annotation, molecular function: beta-catenin binding; cadherin binding; calcium ion binding. The transcript has 39 exons. NCBI's taxonomy places the organism in Eukaryota, Metazoa, Arthropoda, Arachnida, Mesostigmata, Phytoseiidae. The record is from RefSeq and is a predicted model, not a curated record.